AUUGUAUCAUCCUAAGAGGGGUGAAAGGUUGUGAGCAGAAGCUGCUGGGUGUUUUCAUGAGUCUGAGCUGAAGCUGAUUAACAUGUAUGGACAUGAGGCGAGUUCUCCCUCACAACUCACCCUUCUCCCUCUUGAAAGAGCAGGGUCUCAUUCAUCUUGGCAGCCCUGCUCCAGUCCAGCAGAGAGAAGAGCCACCCUCUGGCCCCUUGGGAGAAAGAACCAGAGUGGAAAAAAGCCAUCUAGGCUGAGAAGUGUCCCCAGAGUAAUCUGUUCCCACUGGCCAGACCCCUUUGCCUCCCACACUGGCCCAGACUUCCUGGGCUGGCGUCUGAUAUCUCACGGCACCCCGACACCAAUCUAGCCAUAAAACUACAGCAUGUCACCUGGAGGGUCUUUCCUGGCCAGUGGAACACUGAUUCCACAGGUGAGAAGUCACAGGCUUACGGAAGGAGGGGGCCGGUUUGGGGAGCCUGGCCACCUCGUGGGAACUGCGGCUAGAAUUCAGAAUUGGAGACUCUGGUCAAUUUCCACCUUUCUUUGACACAUGACGGAGGUUGAAAUCGGUCAUGGAGCCCUGAGAACAGCCUGGGCAAACAUUCAAAAGGUGAUCGAGGCUUAGGCAAGUUCCCCUGUCGGGCUCAGCUGCUGAGGCCAGGUACCCAGACCCUCAGCCUCCGAGGCGAAGUUCUGUGCAGGGGGCGUGAAGCACAGGCUUGAGUCAGGUAAAUUGGUUCCUACCCAGAUUCCAACCUGUUAGUGGCUGUUUUACCUUGAAUAGGUUAAUUUUUCUGCUAAUGAGGCUCGGUGUUCUAGGCCUGUAAACUCCGUUCUAUCACCAAUCACUGACUUGUAUUAAUGAUAUUACCAAACAAUCAAGUACCUUGCAGUGUCCAAACGUCAAUAAAAGACACUUUUAUUCUCUUUUCUUUCUCCUCCUGUUGGAAGACUGGUGGACUAUCUGCAGCCCUUUUCUCCAAAAGGCGGAAGCCAACCAGUUUGAGUGUAGCUGCUAGAGAGCUUUGUGCUGUAGCCCCAAGACGCAGGGACCCCCGAGACCAGGGUGAGGGGGGGGGACCUCCUGAUAGGCGAAGGCUUCCAUCUCACUUCCAUGGACUCCAGUGGAAUUAGUAAAAUCUCAAGCUUCUCCCCACUUCCUCCACAACCCCCCAGAUUCCUUCAGAGAAAUGAAGAGUUCAGACUUACAGCCCAGGUGCUUGGGUUUUAAAUUAGACAACUUUGUCCUGACAGGAACCGAGUCACAGCUGUCAUACCUGAUUAUUUUUAGAGUUACUACUAAACGCUUGGUGCUUGGUACGGUGUGAGCUGCCACUGCUCAAGGGAAACAGAAAAGAAUUCACAUUUCAUCACGACGGUGCUGGAGCCAUCCAUCUCCUCAUGUUCAUUAUUUCCAGCCUGUCUUUGGAUGCUGUGCCGCCUUGACAAUUCCAGGGCAAGGAAGGCAGACCCCAUGGCUCGUUACUGCACCCGAGAGAUGGGACGCUCCCCCACCUGAGCAAAGCCUGCUGCCUCCAGGAAGCCAAGGAGAAAUAUUACAGGGGAAGCGGCUGCUCCAGAGCCUUCUCUCAACGAACCAUCAUCCUGCCUGAGAAGCAAAGGUGGCCCUCCAAGGAGCCAACCAAUAAGAGCACCUGUAUGCAAAUGCCACCAGCACUGGCCUGGCCUGGAGGGGCCAGCUUGCCAGUGAUGUCACAAUCCCCUCUGACCCAACAAUGCCGCCGCCCCUGAAGAGGCUGUCCCUUGCCUGCAGUUCUUACAGAGAGAAAAAUUCACCGUCAGCAGAGCACCUUCUAAUUACUCCUGGAGUGUGGGGACAAAAGUCUCUGCUGUCCAAAUUACUGGAUCCAGAAAAAAAAAAAAAAAAUGACCUCAUGAACAUGGGAAAAGAAAUCCAGCUGAAGCCCAAGGCAAAUGUCUCUUCUUACAUCCACUUUUUGCUGAAUUACAGAAACAAGUUCAAGGAGCAGCAGCCAAACACUUACCUUGGCUUUAAAGAGUUCUCUAGAAAGUGUUCGGAAAAAUGGAGGUCCAUCUCAAAGCACGAAAAGGCCAAAUAUGAAGCCUUGGCCAAGCUCGACAAAGCCCGAUACCAGGAGGAGAUGAGGAAUUACGUGGGCGGGAAGAGGAAAAGGAGAAAGCGGGACCCCCAGGCACCCAGGCGGCCUCCAUCAUCCUUCCUGCUCUUCUGCCAAGACAACUAUGCCCAGCUCAAGAGGGAGAACCCAAACUGGUCGGUAGCGCAGGUGGCAAAGGCCUCGGCAAGGAUGUGGUCUACGACGACAGACGUCGACAAGCAGCCCUAUGAACAAAGGGCAGCUCUCCUGAGAGCCAAGUACCACGAGGAGCUAAGCGUCUACCAAAAACAAUUCAACGGCAGCAAGAAGAGCCCCCAAGGGGUGGCUCCGAUCCAGGGCAAAGGGUUGGGACAAACCGAGUCAGACAUAGCUGAUGGCUCCAAUCAGAAAUAAAAUGCCAUGCAACAGUA
Molecule: messenger RNA, 2503 nt
Organism: Sus scrofa (pig)
Lineage: Eukaryota; Metazoa; Chordata; Mammalia; Artiodactyla; Suidae
Gene: HMGB4
Product: high mobility group box 4
Biological process (GO): regulation of transcription by RNA polymerase II
Source: RefSeq, a predicted model, not a curated record